AUGCCAUCUACUUCGGAAGGACAGUCCUCAGGCGAUCCUGGAGGAUAUGUCUACCGAGAUAGAGAUCCCCCACCUUCUUGGAACGGUUCCACUCCAGAGGUCUCUUUCAAGACCUGGCUUCGAGAUCUUGAGCUGUGGGAGGCCACGACGGAUAUUCCCAAGGAGAAGAGGGCGAUCAAGCUGGUUCAAGCUCUCACAGGGCCAGCAAGGGAGGCGGUGUCGUCUUUGACGCUGGCCGAGCUCCAGCAUGCGGACGGCUACAAGACGGUGAUGAAAGUGCUCAACGACAACUUUAAGCCGUAUGUGGAGACAGCGUUGCCGAGGGCCAUGGAGGGCGUGUUCUAUGGCCAGGCUAGAGGUGCCAAGGAGUCCAUCCCGGAUUACCUGGUGCGCGCGUCGCAUGCCUUGGCGGAGCUCAAAGCCGAGGGCGUGGACCUUCCGGCGAAGGCUGCCGGAUACUUGCUGUUCCGGCAGGCGAACUUGGACAAAGAGCUGGAGUCCCGUGUGGUCACGUGGUUGGCUGGCGACUACACCAAGGAUGUGGUGAUCGCCAACCUAAGGCGACUUGACCGCAUCAACUCGAGCAGCUCCGGGUCCAAGGCGAUGCUCUGGACGGAGACUGAAGAGGGCGAAGGCCAGGAGGUGUACUACGAGAACCACGAGCACUAUGGCGAGCCCGAGUUCUACCUGGAGGCGGAAGACGAAGAAGACGAGAACUACGUGUACCUAGAAGACGGCGAGCUGGACGCGGUGUACGAGGAAGGCGAUGUCAUGGAAGCUUUGGCGUCGUACCAACAUGUUCGGCAGCAGCUCAAAGAACAGCAAAAGGGCCGGCAGUACUACCAGCCGAACCUUGGCAAGAAAGGGGGCAAGAAGCUCUUCAACAAGGACGGCAAGAACACCGGCAAGCAGAGCAGCAAGUCCUUCGGCAAAGGCGGCUCGGCAUGGAAGGGGUCGCCUACGUCACGAAGAGUGCACAUAGAGCAGCUCAAGCUUAGGACUCGAUGCCGGGCUUGCGGAGAAGUCGGGCACUGGAGCAAGGAGUGUAGGCACCGAGCGGGGCCAUCGCUGACUACCUCUUCGUCAUCGUCGGGCCCGGGAGCAAGCCGAGGGUCCUUCUACUGGGCCGGCCGAAUGGAUGGCGGGUCUGGUGGAGCGAACACCUUCUUGUCCUUCGGCCAGUUCCUCAACGACAGGCCGGGCGAGUCGAUGGCGGGCGAGCUCUUCGUGGGAGUGACUACGCAGGGAUGCCACGGCCUGGUGGACACUGCGGCUCAGGAAGGCCUGGUGGGUCGUCCGGCCCUUCUUCGUUUGCUGGACCUUUUGAGGCCCCUAGGCCUAAAAGGCUGCUGGACGGACAAGGCCACCCAGGCACGCGGCAUUGGAGGAGUGCUUGAGCUGACAGUCGUAGCCGAAGACGUGCCAUUGCUGUUGCCGGUUAGUCUCUUGAGGGCCUUGGGCUCAGUCAUUGACCUAAGCAAAGACAAGAUCACCUUCAGCAAAGUGAAUGGAGAGUGCAACAUGACGACUCUUCCCUCAGGGCACGCAGCUGUGGAUGUGCUUGACUUUGGUCCUGAAGGUUGGGUGACGCCUUCCGCGUGUGCAGGGCGUCGUAUGGAGUCCGACUUUCGCACUGGGCAGGUUUUUGGCUCGAGACCAAAGACUACAAGAUCGAACAAGACUCUCACGUCCGAGGCCUAUGCUAGCUUCUCGCUCGCCGUCCGAAACUGGCGGGUUUUGUUGGACAAACUCUGCUCGCUGCUGGCCUGGGGAUACUGGCAAACCGUGGUGUCACCGUGGCUCUCUCUUCCCGGGCCAGAGUCGCAGCAGCAGCCCAGCCCUACGGAUACCACUUCGCCAGCGACCUUGACUACGAGUUCGGCUACCAGCAGGGGCCAGAUCUACAAGAACUACCUGGAAGGCGAGAGGCCCGAACAGCUGGCUUCGGUGAAAGGCGUGCCGACUCAAGAGAUUGGCCGCUGUGCUCACCCAGCUCAGCAGCUCAAAGGAGGAGGCAAUGGACACAUGAACUGGUUCCACUGCAACCUGUGCAAGGCUCGAUGGAAACUCAGCCCGAGAACAGCCGGAGCUUUGACCGGCCGACCAGUGGAGACCGUGAACCAGUCGAAGGAGAAGACCCUCAACCUGGCGGAGAACGCUCUGAAACAACAAGAGAAGCGAAUGGCCCAGAAGCACCAGGUGGAGAUGGGAAACCUGAUGCAGCAGCUGGCGGACGAGCGCGCCAGGAGCGACGAGCUGCAGACUACGCUGGACUUGCGCGAGGGCGAGUACCUGGAGUUCGAGAGGGCGGUGGAGAACGUGACCGCAAUGGAGGCUCACCUGUCCGAGAUGGACCCGACUACCGCGAACCAGGUGCAGGCAAUGGUCUCCGAGUUCAAGAGAGUUCAGCGCUACGAGCAGGAGACCCGACAUCGAGCGAACACGCUGCCCUUGCGAGAAACCAAGAGCGACUGGGAGCAAGCCGUGGCCACGAUGAAGCAAGCGGUGGACAUGGUGAACCAGAAUGUGAACGUAGGCCAGAACGUCAGAUCGUGGGAUGGAACGCGAGUGUUGCAAAGUGCUACGCCUAACAUGGUGCGUCGUUGGAGGGCCAGGCCUCUUCCCUUCCUGGACGACUUUGUGGUGGUCUCCAAGAAUGGUGUCCUGCAGCGAAUGGACCGGCAGGACGUGGAGGGCCUGCACAGCCUGGAAGACGAGGAGGUCUAUGUGGUGGUCAAAGAGCCCGAGCUGUACUUGGAGCACCAGAGCGACGAGACCAAGAUCGACAAGGCGAAGUCUGAUCAGAUCCUGGACUACCUCGUGGGGGCUAGUGCCGGGGUUGACGCCAUGACCAUAGACCUAAAGGGCGUCAACCAGAAUGCGGUGUGGAAGGACAUCGAGAGCCAAGGUCCCAAAGUAAUAUACCUGAACAAGGUGGCGUCGGAGCAGUCGUCGCUGGCUUGUCGCAUCGCGAGACAUCAGUGGAGGAAGGGCCGUGGCUUCGUAAUCAGUGCCUUGGGGCCGCUGUCAUCAGGCUUGAAGAACCUGAAGGAGGCCACUUCAGAAGGCACCGCGUCCUACCUGCUAUACCGCAAGAAGUACCAGAUCACAAACUUCAAGGACGCAGUCAAGUAUGCCAUGGCGAAGGGCAAGCCGCCCCGAGCGGAGGGGGCAAUCAUGGACUAUAACCUCGAAUGCUUCCCCGGAGAGGUCGCAGAGCAGGACAUCUUCGACGAGCUCGACCUUCGCCCGAUGGACACAGUGGACGAACGUCCUGAAGACUCGGUCGUCCCGGUGGGUGAGCCUACAAGACAAGAAAAGGAGGCAGUGAUGAAGCUGCAUCGAAACUUGGGACACCCCAGCUUGGCGGAUCUGGCGCGAACUCUGAAGAACUGGUACUUGAACAUGAUUUGCCUGGGCACCUCCUUCCAGAUGGUGGAAAAGCUACGAAGCAAAGAGCCCGUGAGUGUGUGGGCGGCCUUUACCAGAACGUGGGGGCGCUUCUUAGGAAUGCCACAGAUCCUCCUUCUGGACCAAGGGCGAGAGUUCUUGGGCGAAUUUCGAGACCGAUGCGCGGAACUAGGCGUGCUUCUGCACGUUAUUGGGGCCAGGGCGCCACACCAGAACGGGCGCUGUGAAAGGCACGGCGGCCUCUUCAAGCAGAUGAUGGAAAAGGCGAAGUGGCAGAAUCCUCCGUGCUCAGAGGAUGACCUCAGGUUGCUGACACGUGAGGUGGAAGCAGCCAAAAAUCGCCUCUUCAAUCGCUCCGGCUUUUCUCCAGCUCAAAGGAUGCUGGGGCAGACAGCGCGGACCAAUGGGGAGCUCAUGUCGGACGAUGCCAUUGACCCCGCGCUGGUGAACCACGGUGAGGAGGUGGAAAGAGUGUUGGCAGCGCGCAGGGCUGCCCAGAAGGCGUUCGUGGAGACCAACCUGUCCGAGGCGGCUAAGCACGCUCUCCGAGCCAGGAAUCGCGUGCACCGAACCUUUCAGCCGGGAGAGAUCGUCUACAUUUGGCGGUCGUGGAAGGAUAAAGGUGUGCUUAAGCCUAACUGGGUCGGGCCAGGCGUCGUUUUGAUGCCUGAGGGAGCGAACUGCUACGUCAAUGUGUUGGGCAGACUUUGGAAGGUCUGCAACGAGCACGUGCGGGAGGCCACGUCGGAGGAGGUUCGCGGAGUGGAAGCUGUGCAUGAAGUGUUCCAAGACCUAAAGGAGCGCUUCAAGAAGUCGAGCAGUCGUUUAAUCGAGGACCACACGGGCGACCCACUUCCACCAGGAGUUUCCCGAGGAGCCAUAGUUCGCGAAGCUGGCGAAGAUGAAGUGAGCGCAGAAGGCCUACAUCGAGGGCUACCCCGAGUGAGGAUUGACGAGCCGGAGACGCCCGUGGUGCCUAUACCCAUUCCGCCAGAAGAACUUCCCGAUCCAGCGCAACUGCCAGAAACUCCAGUGCCAGAAGUCCCAGCAGAGCCAGCAAGGCAAGCAUCAGCGCCGGAGCCCGAGGCAGAGAUAGAGGUUCCCGAACUCCCCGUUCCUGAAGCUCCCGGUCGAGAAGAACGACUACGCGCAGCUGUGGACUCCGCGGUGCAGAGCCAGAGAUUGGACGGUGUUCCCCCAAGAGCGCCAAGCAGGCUAGCAGAGGCGGAGAGCAGCGCCGGGUAUGAGCCGGUGCGAUCUUCCCUGAGAAGGCAGCAGGAGCCGGGCAACCCAUACUCGUUCUUUGGCCAGGAUGAGUUUGAGGAAGGACCGACGCCAGUUCCACCUCGGCGACAAAGCGAAGUGCAGCGUGACACCUGGGAGCUAAAGCCGGCCCUGGGCGUCCUGAGAAGGCAUCACGUUCGCUGGCGCAGCGCGAUGUGCACACCCUGGGAGACGACGAGGCUGCCAGUCAAGCUGGAAGAUCUCACAGGAGAGAGGAAGACGAUGGCGAAGAUGAAAGAUGGAAGCGUGCAAGAAGUGGAGGACGAUUGGAAGAGUUUGAAACCCCAGCGAGAUCUGAAGGCCAAAUGGAAAGGCUUCACCGACUUCUAUGUCACCAAGAAGGCCUUAAGGAACCUGAAGCAUGUAACGUCGAAAGAGGUCCCCAACUUUGACGUGGAGACGACCGAAGCGUAUACGUUCAUGGUCCUCAAUGCCGAGACCUUCGUCAUGAAAAAGGUGGCGACGGAUGAGGUAAGCGAGGCCGACAUUCCCGAAGAGGAGUGGCCAGCCUGGCGACUACAAGACGCUGAAGAGUGGAGCAAAAUAGAAAGUUCCGGCGCGAUGAAGGUGCUGUCGGUGGAGGAGUCGAGAAGAGUCCUCAAGGAGCUGGAGUCGCAGGGCAAGCUGAACCGGGUGAUCGGGUCAAGAAUGGUCCGAAGGCUGAAGCCCGGGGAACAGAUUGGCGAGACACCGUCAAAGAAGUCUCGCUUUUGCGUGCGAGGUGACAUGGAUCCCGAUGCUCUGGACUUGGAAAGAUACAGCCCGACGGUCACGACGCAGAACUUGCAAGUGGUUUUGCAGCUGGCCGCAAGUAUGAAGCUGAAGGGGUCCUGCGGGGACCUGAAAGCAGCCUUCACCCAGUCGGACCCUCUCUUGAGACCAGGCGGCAAGCUCUACGUGAGGCAGCCAAAAGGGGGUCUACCGAACAUGGACCCAGAACAGAUCAUCGAAGUGGUGGCCGGCGUUUACGGGCUCAUGGAUGGUCCCAUACAUUGGCGCCAGACGCUGAAGAGCUACAUCGUGAAGGACUUGAACUACAAGCAAAGCAGGCUAGACCCAACCAUCUUCGUUAAAUACUUAGAGGGCACCGUUGAAGGGAUCAUAGUGAUAGAGAUCGAUGACUUGCUGUGCUUUGGCAACCGAGAUCAUGAAGUUCAGCUGGCAAAACUGCGCGAGCGCUUUAAAUUCGGAAAAUUCAAGCAGUUGAUGCAGCUCUUGGAUGGCACGACAUUCAACGGGCGACGCGCAGACGCGACGGAGGAAGAGAAGAACAAAUUCAGAGGUGCCGUAGGAUCUUUAGCGUGGGCCGCCAAGGAGUGUCGUCCAGAUGCCGCCGCUGGAGCCAGCAUAAUGGCAUCCAAGUUGAGCACGCUCAAGAUCAAGGACAUUCUCGAGCUGAACCAGUGCAUCAAUAAGGUGCGCGCUUGGCCAGACCUCACCUUGCGCUACUUCCCAAUAGAGUGCGAGGACCUGAGAUGGGGCGUGGUCACGGAUGCAAGCUUCACCAACUACAGCGACGGCUCCACCCAGGGGGCCUUGGGAGUCAUAGCAUUCCACAAGGACAUGUUGCAGGGGCACGAAGCUACCUGCUCGCUGGUCUGGUGGAAGAGCGGAAAGCUGAGAAGAAAAGUGAACUCAACCUUGGCCGCCGAGACUCAAUCGCUCAACAAAGGUCUAGGAGAUCUUCUGUGGGCGAAAGCAAUCUGGAAUGACUUGAUCCAGGAGAAGUUCAGCCUCGAAGUUUUCAAAGAGAACGCCAGAGCCCAGGCCGAUUUGGUGCUGCAGAGUGCCAAGGCAGAUCACACGCUCAAAGAUUCGCUGACAGUUGUGGAUGCGAAGUCGCUCUACGACAACCUCCGAAAGGAGGGUUCGCUGGCCCAAGACAAGUACACCGCGCUGGACUUGGCGAUAGCUCGUGAGAGAAUGGAUGGCGUAGGCGCCGAAGUCCGCUGGGUUGAGCAUCAAGCCAUGAUUGUAGAUGCCCUCACAAAGAUUCAAGGCAACGCUGAGGCCCUAAAGAAGCUCUUAGAAAAAGGGACAUACCAGUUAGUUGCCGAAACCGAAAGGCUUGAAGAGCGGGCUGAGCGCCGAGAUGCCGGGACCGUGAAACAUCGGUGA
Symbiodinium natans is the source of this 6813-nucleotide messenger RNA. The record is from the annotation of a GenBank genome assembly. NCBI's taxonomy places the organism in Eukaryota, Dinophyceae, Suessiales, Symbiodiniaceae.